Epinephelus lanceolatus (giant grouper) is the source of this 1126-nucleotide messenger RNA. It is a transcript of the gene tomm20a, whose product is annotated as translocase of outer mitochondrial membrane 20. Gene Ontology annotation, molecular function: transmembrane protein transporter activity. Gene Ontology annotation, cellular component: mitochondrial outer membrane translocase complex. Gene Ontology annotation, biological process: protein targeting; protein import into mitochondrial matrix; tRNA import into mitochondrion. NCBI's taxonomy places the organism in Eukaryota, Metazoa, Chordata, Actinopteri, Perciformes, Serranidae. The record is from RefSeq and is a predicted model, not a curated record.
CAGCAAGCUAGCUGCUAGCUAGCUAGCGUGCUGCGUGCCGAGUCUAUGAACAGAUAUGGUGAGCGGUCGGACAGGCGCGAUAGUUGCCGGGGUGUGUGGAGCCCUUUUCAUCGCAUACUGUAUUUAUUUUGACAGAAAGCGACGGAGUGACCCUCGCUUCAAGGAAAAGCUACGCGAACGUAGAAGAAAGAAAACGGUUACUAGUGACAAGUCUGGACUGGCACGGCUACCUGACUUGAAGGAUGCAGAAGCUGUUCAGAAGUUCUUCCUCGAGGAGAUCCAGCUGGGAGAGGAGCUCCUGUCACAAGGUGACUUUGAGAAAGGUGUGGACCACCUGACCAAUGCCAUUGCAGUAUGUGGUCAACCACAGCAGCUUCUUCAGGUGCUCCAGCAGACGCUGCCUCCUCCAGUCUUCCAGAUGCUGCUUACCAAACUGCCCACCAUUAGCCAGCGAAUCAUCAGCUCUCAGUCUUUAUCAGAAGAUGACGUGGAAUGAACGUGCGUGAGAUGGAAGUCUGCUAGUGAAUCAUCAGCUCUCAGUCUUUGACAGAAAAUGACACUGAAUGAAAGCGAGCUGGAAAUCUGCUUUUAUUAUUCCGUGAAGGGAUUUCAGGCACUGAUGUGUGUGUACUGAUUGGUACAUGGGACUGCGGAGUCUGAUUAUGACAGAGCUCAACCUUUGGACACGAGAAAACAAUGAUCCCCUCUAUCACAUUACUCCAAGGUUAAAGAACUUCCUCAAGGUUAUAUUUCUGGGAAAUGUUAAACACAUUCCAUCUUUCUAAUCUUGUUCCACCAGAUUUCAUGUUUUCUAUCCAUCUGUUGAUUCUAAUAUAUUCCCUCCAAAGUAAUCACAUGCUGUAUUUUGGGGGCUUUGUUGAUAGUCAUGCACUAAAUAAAAAAACAGAGGUAUGUAAAGGAUUUCUUACAUAUUGCUGCGCAGUUGAUAAACAUAUGAAGUGUAUGUACAAGUGCCUACACUAAACAGAGCACUUAUUUGUGGAAUAUUGUCAAGUUUUUGAAAUUGUCUUUGUAAUGUCAGUUAAAUGUUAUUUUUAUAUUCCGGUCUUUAGUACCUAGACAUUUUUUUUGUGUGUAAAAUCCUACAAUAAAACAUGAAAAGACA